AAGGUUAAAAGGCAGUGUUGAAAUUGGUUGUGAAGUGAACUCGGACCCUCUGGGAGAGCACCGAAAAGUACAUUGUAAAGUCAAGAAAGUGUCUAUUAACAAUUCCCUCUGAGAAUUAAUACGGGACUGUUUCUUCGGAAGGAACGUAUUUGGGUAAUCACACACUGGCUACGCAUGCGUACGCCAUUACAGCUUGCCUGCGUCAGCAUUUCCACAUCCUCAAGACUAAGUGACUUAGAUUCUGCAGCUAAAGUGAAACCUAUUUGACAAGUACAUUUGGAUUAACACAUAUUUAUGGUCACUAGAUUGUUUUACAUCAUGGAUGCUUCUGUAAAUCAAACUUUUCUCAACAUUGAGUCAGUAUUGUUAUGAUUACCAUCCUUACUAAACUUUAUCAAGAUCUUUUGAAAUGAGUUUCUUUCCAAGUCUCCGGAAGAAACUUUCUAUUUUAUUUAUUAACAACAAAAAAAGAUCAGUUUUAAAACCUUCAGCCUCAAGUAAUUCUGUUUCGGAUAUCUACUGCAACUGUUGUGAAGAAAAGUUAAACACAUCUGCUCAGAAAAUUCUUCGUUUGUAUCAAAUUCCAUUAUUGAAUUCUUAGUUUCAUUUUGAUAUUCUUAGAUUCUUGAUAACCAAGUUUGGCUUAUUGAUUUUCUAACAUUUUUUUUUGUCCCUAACUGUAAUGUUUAUUUAUUAAGCCACAUUAAUUGCAAUUUAAAACUUCUUUUAUUUAUUAAUAUUUUCCAAAAUUAUAUUCAUAAACCUAUUCCAUUUCGAAAGAAUUGCAGACUUGCUCCCAUCUUUUUUUAUCAAAUUAAGGAACUAAAUUAUUGUUUGUAAUAUAGUAAAUAAAACUAAAUACCAAAUAAUGGAAAUACAAACUGCUGACAAACAGCAAGCACAGGCUCAAUUUACAUGGGAGGCUUGCAACACUGCAUUUGCCUACCCAACAAUAUUACAGGAAGCUGUUACCACAGCAACCACCACAGCUGGAUCAGCAGGAACAACAAUUGCUACAAUUGCAGUUUCAUCUGCAGCAGCAGUUAACAACAAUGUAAUAUCACCAACUGAUGAUACUGAAAAUGUAGCUUCAACUGAUAACGAACAACAACAACAGCAACAGCAGCAGCAGCAACAACAACAACAACAGCAACAACAACAGCAGCAGCAACAACAUCGACCAUUUGAAUGUGAAUAUUGCCAAAAAACUUUUUCCAAGAAUUCCAACCUAACUUCUCACCGGCGAUUGCAUACUGGAGAAAGACCUUUUGUUUGUGAUUUUUGCAAAAAAACAUUUGCAAAAUCGUGGAACCUAACUUCCCAUCGUCGCAUUCACACAGGUGAGCGCCCUUACCACUGCGAAACAUGUCACAAGGCCUUUGCCAAGUCUUGGAAUCUUACUAAUCAUAGACGGACGCACACAGGUGAGAGGCCGUAUGGCUGCAAGUACUGUGCCAAAUCCUUUUCUCAUUCCUCCAACUUGACCUCACACAUCAGGUCACACACUGGAGACAAACCUUUUUCCUGCCACAUCUGUAAGAAAAAGUUUACAUUUGCGUCUCAACUAGGCCAGCACUUUCGCAGUCACAGUGACAACCGACCUUAUACCUGCGAGACAUGUCACAAGGCUUUUGCUGAUCAAGGAGUACUUGCCAAACAUCGGAAGAAACAUGCCAACACAAGUGUUACAACCACAGUUAACAUGUCUGAUGGUUCCAUCACCACUACAGAUGCUACCCAGCUGCAACUUCUGUGCAUAUGUGAGUUCUGUAAGAAGACGUUUGUUGAUGCUGCAUCGCUGUUGGUACACAAAAGCCAGAAACACAGCAAUGUUGAGAAAGCUUACCAAUGCCAGUAUUGCACAGAAACUUUCAACAACGCCAACAGCCUCAAUUGGCACUUGCGUAACCAUACUACACUUGUCACCACUACUAACAGUACACCUACCCUUGUAACAGCUGGUGACAGCAAUAAAGUAGCAGUCGCAGUUGCAGCAGCAGCAGCUGCAGCUGCAGGUGGUGCAAACAGUUCUGGCAACCCUGUAGCUGCCAUAGCUGCCUUCAGCUGUGAGUAUUGCCGUAAGACAUUCACUCGCUCAGACAGUCUUACUGUUCACAUUCGAACUCAUAGCACAGGAAAUGGAGCUGAAAUACCAACGAUUAGCUGUGACGUGUGCAAUAAAACACUGCUAAACCAGAGCAACAAUGCCAGACCAACCUCAACAACUACAAUCCUUAACUGUCAAAGCCAGGCAGUUCCAGAUGUGAAACCUAUCAUCAGAGUUGUGGAUCAAGAAGAAAAGCCCUCAAUUGAGUAUAUGCCAGCUAUCGAAAGAAAAGUCGAGAUUGUUGAACAAGCCAAUAGCUAUGAUGGCCACAGCCAAGAUGGUAUGUCCAUGGAGCAAAACAUACAUGCUUACGCAACUGCCAUUGAGCAACAACACCAACAACAGCAAGUGACCCAAGUGGUCACCUUUGAAAAUAGCAAUGCCAUUUUUACUCAUACUGAUUUACAGGUCCAUUUCCCUCAAAAUCAUGCGACAACACAAACCUCAUCAGACCAAACAGUCAUAUCUCAGGAAGACAUUUGCUUCAAGGCAUGAGUUCUGAUUCAAAAAUACUUCCCUUCUCACUACUGCCCAUUUUUUAAAAAGCACACACACACAUACAUACACACAUGUGCACACAGCACACCUCCCUGCCAUUUCAUAUGUUUGUGGAAUGAAUUUGAUACAAUAUAGAAGGAUAAAUUGAUCACCAGCGGGACCUACCGUAAAAUGUUUUCUGAAAAUUCUUUCUUAUUGCUCUAACAUCACUUUACCAUCUUGAGGGUCUAUGUCUGAGUCUGACUUGUUGUAAUUUGUAUUGACUCUCUUUCUUCAUGCUGUUGUGUCUGACCACCACUAACUUGUUAUUGGGGAUGUAGCUAUUAAACCUAUCAAUUUUGUCUUCAGACAGAGGUCAACAUCUACCAUUCUUCAGGAUGUGGCCAUCUCUUUCUUUCCCCAUCCCCAUUUUGUUUUCAGUAAGUAUCGACUCCACUUGCUGAUGUUAUUCAAGGGCAGAAAGUCAGUUGACAGAAGAGAGUAGGACAUCUAAAUACCUUUUUGUAUUUAGGCUUUUUUUUAUUUUUAUUUUGUUUCUCAUUCUACAUUCUGAAUACAAGCCCUCUGCCAGUAUCAAAUAAGCCUUUCAUUUUCUUAGUGAGGUCAAUACAAUUCCAAAACAAUCUAGUAGUACUACCAGUGUUGGUUCAAAUGACUGUGCCCCCCUCUUCCCAACAUUGGCUUGGUUGUGUCUCAUAAAAAAAACAUCAGUCAAGGAUAGCAUGAAGUAGUAAAUGGAUUGUGUGGGGUAGAGUUAUUUAGAGUAUUGUGGAAACAGGAUUGGUACGGGUGGGUGUUGGGAGGCUAUAUUGCCAGUAGUAACCUCCAGACAAAUGCAUGUUGCAUGUGCAUCUGGGAAGUGGAGGGGGUCAACAUUCUUUCUUUGUAUUGUCCUUUUAUAAUUUACCCACCACCACUACCUGUAAAAUGAUCAAGUAUUUUUGAAUUUCUGAGAGAUGGUGAAGGAAAUGUACAAUAGAGCCAGCUGUGGUAUUUAGUUUUGUCUCUACAUUCUGAGUUCAAAUCUCAUUGGAGUUAACUUUUUCAUCUUUUUGCAGGGAUCAAUAAACAAGAACCUAGUUCAAAGUCAACUGAUAAAGUCAACUUCGCCUUUCAUUCUCAUGGAAUUGAAAAAAAUAAGUCCAAUGUGUAGUAUUGUGCCAAUGUAGGGAAAUCCAUUUUUUUUUCUUAUUAUGAACACCAAGGACAACAGUCAGCAUAAGCCAUGGAAAUUGUUUAUUGGAUAUUUUGAAGAAUGUAAAUUUCAGUGCUUCAUUGUUCAAGUCAACCCAUUCUUAGCUGUGUGUGUAUUUAUAUACACACACAUGCACACUGGUUAAUUCUAGUUGCAAAAAUUCCUUUUGUACCUCAUCAAAAGGAAUUAUAAUUAUUGGCAAAUGUCUUUGUUGUAACCAGUUCAUUUCAUUUUAUCUCUAAUAUUUUAGGAAAGGCAUGCACAUCACAUUUUCUUAUUUCUCUACUCUUGUAAAUCUGAGAUUUUGUACUUAUGCAAAAUAUGUAGAAAUCUUUAUUUCUAAGGAGCAGAAUAGUUAAAAGAACAAAACUUCAGGCAAGAAGUACCACAUACUUGAGUUCAAAUCCCAUUGUCAUUGAAUUCUUUUUUUUUUUUUUUUGUAAUACUAGUAAAGUUCUAAUAACAUGCUGUUAGUGGAUUUAACUUAGCCUUAACCUGAUGCAAUGUUAAGUCCUUAGCGAUCUUAGUUUUGACUUUCUUUUGUCAUUGAAGACUACUUCACUUAGUGCAAAAUAUAGAAAAAAAUUUGAAAGACAAAUUCUAAAAACAUUUGGUUUUCAUGCCUACAAUUACACAUUACAAAUCAUCAUUACUGUCAUCAGUCUCGUUGUUAUUAUUGCAAAUGCAGUUAGAGUAGAUGUUAAAAUCUAGUGAAGUUAAUAUGGGAUUUGUUUCUUAGUCAUUGCUAUUUCAUUUCACUUAAAUUUGUAAUGCCUUAAAAAAUUGAACAUCAUACACUCUCAAUUCACCUUCUCCAUAAAGCUGAUGCUUUGGAUUCAGGUAAGGCUGCUGUUAUUUAUAAUAAUAUUUAGUACUCUGAACUGGUUACACAUUUUUUUGCCUGGUUAAAAAAACUAUUACUAAGUUGUUAUGAAUGGUGCAGUAUGGCUAGAAGUGGUAGAGUAAUGGAAUACAUUUCACUUUUAAGUUCUGUUCUUUUAUAUUUGGGGUUCAAAUCCAGAUGGAGCUUAAUAAAAAUAGAUUCAACCUUGAACUGGAGUUGAUUCAGUUGCCCACUCCUCUCCUCUAUUUGUUUGUGGCCUAGUUACCAGUCUAAGAAAUCCUCAUUAUUAUUUAAAGGAGCUUGGUUGGGGUAAUUAGUAGAUAGAACAAACUAAAUACUAUUUGGUAUUUACUUUCAUUGUUGUAGGUUCCAAUAUCAAAUUCUGCCUGUAUUGACUCUUACAUUUCAUCUCCCCAUAAACAGAAAGGUUUAUUAGUACCAAUGAUAAAUAUAUUUGGAUAAAUUCGAUUAACUUUAGCUCAGCAUCCUAUCCCCAUCUCUUCUGCAAAAUAGGUCUUGUACCUUGUCAAAAGAAAUCAUCUUUGUUUAAUAAAUAUACCAAUUAAUCUUACAGCCAUAUUCACACUUCACUGAUUCACACGGAAUUUUAAUCUCCAACCAAUCUUCCAUAUUAUGUCAAGAAUCCCUUCCUCUUUUGGUGGAUGGAGGACAUCUUCAGUUGUUCUGUUUAUUUAAAACAAUUAGCAAGAAGAUUCCAGACAAGUUCCAAUCAGUAACUGCCUAAGUAAUAACUCUUUGGACUCUGCUGAACUGGUGCUGCUGCCACCACUACCAUGACCACGAACAGCAACAAUACUACUGCAACCACCACACCACUAACGACAACAACACUUGAGCCAUUAUCUAUUUGAAUGAAAUUUAAAUAAACUGUUUGUUCAUACUAA
This is a messenger RNA of Octopus sinensis (East Asian common octopus), 5549 nucleotides long. RefSeq names its product zinc finger protein 2 homolog. Lineage: Eukaryota; Metazoa; Mollusca; Cephalopoda; Octopoda; Octopodidae. Gene Ontology annotation, cellular component: nucleus. Bases 869 to 2602 code for a protein of 577 amino acids. The record is from RefSeq and is a predicted model, not a curated record. The transcript has 3 exons.